This is a messenger RNA of Rotaria sp. Silwood2, 504 nucleotides long. The record is from the annotation of a GenBank genome assembly. Lineage: Eukaryota; Metazoa; Rotifera; Eurotatoria; Philodinida; Philodinidae.
AUGCACAAUAAGCGCAAUUAUGAUAAAGUAUUUUUUAGUUGGUGUCCACCGGCUGGUAGAUAUCCAUGGCGCUUUCCAUUUAUUGACAUAUUCUAUCAUGAUGAAAAUCACACACAUGUUUGGCUUGUCGGAAAACCGAGCAGUUGUCCUGUUCGUCGUGAAGAUGUCUUUCCACUAGUUCUUCGACCAUUAGGACCGUUAUGGUUGUUAGCACCUCGUGAACCAAUGGCUCAUUUCGAAUCUCGAUCAAUGCGAGCUAUCGAAACAGGCUGUCUUGCUUUUGUAUAUUCGCACAAAUACGAACGGCGUAUAUACAAUAAAACACGUUAUGCCAGCUGCUCGAAACUCAGGUCUGUCUAUCCGUAUGUGGAACGGCAAUGUGCAUCUACCGAAUGUAUCGAAUAUCUCAAGUUGGGCGAUUAUCUCUUACAUACAGUUAAAUUCACUCCUGCCUAUCGAACGUUUUUGUAUAAAGAGUACGAUCCAUCAUAUCGUCCAUGUUGA